AUGGCUCAGCCAAGACCCCGCAUGAAGACUGUCUUCAAGGAGUACAAGUCGUACCAGCCGAUCCACACGGGCGGCAAGGCGACCCUGUCCGCCGACGGCUCCUGGCUCGUCUCGACUCUCAACGAGCAGGCCCUCGUAACCGACAUCGAGACGGGCGAGCAGCUGCAAGAGCUCAAAGGAGACACGUCGGCCGUCACGACCCUCGCCAUUACGCCGUCGCCCCUGUCGCCGCAAGACGGCGGCUACCUCUUGACCUGCGGCCGGUCCCUCGGCAUCCACAUCUACUCGCUCCCGUCCCUCGCCCUCCACCGCAACGUCGCCCGCGCCCACGACGCGCCCAUCAUCACGUCGUGCGCCGACCCGACCGGCACCUUGUUCGCGACCGGCUCGGCCGACGGCAUCGUCAAGGUGUGGGACGCCGCCAAUGGUCACUGCACCCACGUCUUCAAGGGCCACGGCGGCGUCGUGAGCGCCAUGGCGUUCGACAUCGCGAGCGCGGGCGACGGCGGCCGCCAGGGCCGUGCGCGCCUCGUCACGGGCGCCGACGACUGCAAGAUCCGCGUGUGGGACCUGCGCACGCGCGAGGGCCUGUACGUCCUCGACGGCCACGUCUCGGUCGUGCGCGGCCUCGACGUGACGCGCGACGGCAAGACGCUCGUCAGCGGCGGCCGCGACAAGGUCGUCAACGUGUGGGACCUCGAGCGCGGCGUCCUGCGCAAGACGCUCCCCGUGUUCGAGACGAUCGAGGCCGUCGGCAUCGUCGACGUGCCCGAGGCGGGCGCGGCGGGCGACAAAAAGGGCAAGGGCAAGGAGACGGGCUCGACGAGGAGGGCCGUCUUUACGGCCGGCGACAAGGGCGUCAUCCGCCUGUGGGACCUGCUCACGAACGAGCAGAUCAAGACGGCGGCCGACGAGGUGACCAAGGGCGGCAAGGUCCACGAGAUCGUCGACGUCGUCCACACCCCGGCAACCUCUUCCCUCACCGCCAUCCACGUCGACCAGAACAUUGUCACCCGCUCGCUCCCCUCGCUCGCCACGACCCGCCAGAUCAUCGGCUUCAACGACGAGGUCAUCGACGCGUGCUUCGUCUCGGCCUCGUCGUUCUCGUCGAGCGUCGACGCACCCGACGCGGCGUCGACGUCGCUCCCCGAGUCGCACCUCGCCGUCGCGACCAACUCGGACCUGAUCCGGGUGUACGACCUCGACCGGUUCAACACGUCGCUCCUCGAGGGCCAUGAGGACGUCGUCCUGUGCCUGACGCGCACGACCGACGGCCAGGUCCUCGUCUCGGGCUCGAAGGACAACACGGCGCGAGUUUGGCGAGCGCGCCAGGGCGAGGACGGCGGCGCGAGGUGGGCGUGCGUCGGCCGGGCAGAGGGCCAUGUCGAGUCGGUCGGCGCCGUCGCGACGACCAAGCGGGAUCGGCACCUCCUCGUCACGGCGUCGCAGGACCGCACGGCCAAGAUCUGGGACCUCGCGGCGUGCCUGUCGGCGUCCGACGACGACGGCGACGACCUCGACGAGCCGCUACCGCUGCGCGCCCUGUCGACGACCAAGAUCCACGACAAGGACAUCAACUCGCUCGACAUCUCGCCGAACGACAAGCUCCUCGCGUCGGGCUCGCAGGACCGCACGGCCAAGCUGUUCGCGAUCGCGCACACGCCCGCGACCAAAGCGGCGCCGGCGCAGGCGACGCUCUCGCUCCUCGGCACGUUCAAGGGCCACAAGCGCGGCGUGUGGAGCGUCAAGUUCAGCCCUGUCGACCAGUGCCUCGCGACGGCGUCGGGCGACCGCACCGUCAAGCUGUGGAACCUCAACGACUUUACGUGCGUCAAGACUUUCGAGGGCCACUCGAACUCGGUCCUGCGCGUCGACUUUAUGACGCGUGGCAUGCAGCUCGCGACGGCGGCGAGUGACGGCCUCGUCAAGGUGUGGAACGUCAAGGACGAGGAGUGCGUCGAGACGCUCGACAACCACGAGGAGAAGGUGUGGGCGCUCGCCAUCAACCGCGACGAAUCCUUCGUCGUGUCGGGCGGCGCCGACUCGAUGAUCACGAUCUGGGAGGACGUGACCGAGAUCGAGGAGCUCGAGAAGGAGCAGGAGCAGGCCGACCUUGUCCUCAAGGAGCAAGAUUACGAGAACUUCCUGUCGAUGAAGGACUACUCGAACGCGAUCAUGCUCGCCCUCUCGAUGGACCAGCCCCGACGCCUCCUCCUCCUGUUCACCGAGGUGCGCGCCUCGGCCGGCACCAACGGCGCCGAGGACCUCCUGUCGUUCACGGGCUCUCGGCACGUCGACGCCGUCCUGCGAGGCCUGUCGCCCGCCGAGCUGCGCCAGCUGUUCCGGUACAUCAAGGACUGGAACACGGUCUCGCGCACGGCCGACACGGCGCAGACCGUCCUCCACGCCAUCCUCAAGUUUCACGAUGCCGACAAAUUGCUCGCCGUGCUCGAGAACCGCGCCGACGAGGGCUCGAGCGGGCUCGACCUCGCCAACGGCAAGUCGGCGGCGCCCAAGGACGCCGACGAGGACGUCGACGACGACGACGAGGAGGCCAAGAAGCGCAAGAAGCGCACCGAGGUCAAGGCGAGCGAGAUCCUCGGCGCCCUCAUCCCGUACACCGAGCGGCACAUGACCCGGGCCGACAAGCUCGUGCGCGAGUCGUUCAUCGUCGAGCACCUCCUCGGCAUGAUGGAGGGCUUCGACGACUUUGACGUCGCUGGCAGUGACGACGCGGCGUCGGCGAACGGGAUGGACGUCGACGAGGAGGACGACGACGACAAGGAGUGAGCGCGGGGCAGGAGGAGGGUGUAGAGCAACUCGCAACUUUAUCGCAGCCAGCCUCUCUCUCUC
This is a messenger RNA of Rhodotorula graminis WP1, 2853 nucleotides long. RefSeq lists its product as uncharacterized. The record is from RefSeq and is a predicted model, not a curated record. NCBI's taxonomy places the organism in Eukaryota, Fungi, Basidiomycota, Microbotryomycetes, Sporidiobolales, Sporidiobolaceae. Gene Ontology annotation, biological process: endonucleolytic cleavage in 5'-ETS of tricistronic rRNA transcript (SSU-rRNA, 5.8S rRNA, LSU-rRNA); endonucleolytic cleavage to generate mature 5'-end of SSU-rRNA from (SSU-rRNA, 5.8S rRNA, LSU-rRNA). Gene Ontology annotation, cellular component: 90S preribosome; nucleolus; small-subunit processome. The transcript is spliced from 5 exons. Gene Ontology annotation, molecular function: protein binding; U3 snoRNA binding. The coding region runs from base 1 to 2790 and encodes 929 amino acids.